Ctenocephalides felis (cat flea) is the source of this 1698-nucleotide messenger RNA. Its product is annotated as glycerol kinase-like. Gene Ontology annotation, biological process: glycerol metabolic process; triglyceride metabolic process; glycerol-3-phosphate biosynthetic process. Gene Ontology annotation, cellular component: mitochondrion. Gene Ontology annotation, molecular function: glycerol kinase activity. The transcript is spliced from 12 exons. The record is from RefSeq and is a predicted model, not a curated record. The coding region runs from base 36 to 1688 and encodes 550 amino acids. NCBI's taxonomy places the organism in Eukaryota, Metazoa, Arthropoda, Insecta, Siphonaptera, Pulicidae.
AUUGUUUAUAACGUUUAAUAUUACAUUUUAUAAUUAUGGGUUAUGGAAAAUUUGGACCAUUGAUAGGUGCUAUUGAUGAGGGCACAUCAAGUGCCAGAUUUUUGGUGUUUGCUGCAAAAAAUGCUGAAGUUCUAACAUAUCACCAGAUUCCUAUAAAACAAAUUUAUCCUAAGGAAGGAUGGGUCGAGCAAGAUCCUAAAGAAAUUUUGCAUUCUGUUUUGCAAUGUAUUGAGGAGAGUGUUGAAAAUUUGAAAAAACUGGACAUUGACCCCACCGAUAUCAUAACCACUGGUUUAACAAAUCAAAGAGAAACCACAAUUGUGUGGGAUAAAUUCACUGGGCAACCAUUGUACAAUGCCAUAGUUUGGUUGGAUAUCAGAACCACCGAGACAGUUGACCUCCUCCUGCAAAAGAUACGUAACAAGAGCAAGGAUCAUUUGAAACACAUUUGUGGACUGCCAAUAAGUACAUAUUUCAGUGCAGUCAAAUUGCGUUGGCUCAUAGAUAAUGUGCCAGAAGUGAAAACUGCAAUUGAUGCUGGUCGUUGUUUAUUUGGCACUGUUGAUAGCUGGCUAAUAUGGAAUUUAACUGGUGGUGUAAACGGUGGUAUACAUAUGACAGAUGUUUCAAAUGCAUCUCGUACAAUGCUUAUGAAUUUAAGCACUUUGGAAUGGGAUCCUGCUCUUUGCAAAUUUUUUGAUAUACCGAUGAGCAUACUUCCUGAAAUCAAGAGCAGUUCCGAAAUAUAUGGCUACUUGGCUGAAGGAGCUUUGAGAAAUCUACCCAUAUCUGGAUGUUUAGGUGACCAACAGUCGGCUCUUUUGGGUCAAAAUUGUACACAGCAAGGACAGGCUAAAUGCACAUAUGGCACGGGAUGCUUUUUAUUAUAUAAUACAGGUUCAGCAAUAAUCCAGUCCACCCACGGCCUUUUAAGUACAGUUGGUUACAAAUUAGGACCAAACGCUCCUACCACAUAUGCCUUGGAAGGAUCUGUAGCUGUAGCAGGAGCUGCAAUACAAUGGCUGAGAGACAACUUAGAGGUGAUAUCAGAUGCCAAAGAAUCUGAAGAACUUGCCAACAGUGUUGAUAAUUGUGGUGAUGUUUAUUUUGUUCCUGCUUUUUCUGGCCUGUAUGCACCUUACUGGAGGAAGGAUGCAAGAAGUGUCAUUUGUGGUUUGACUGAAAACACUAAACCUGGUCAUAUAAUCAGAGCUGCCUUGGAAUCUGUCUGUUUCCAAAUUCAUGAUAUUUUGCAUGCAAUGAGUUUGGAUUGCUCGCUUCCUUUGAGCAAACUUUUGGUCGAUGGGGGCAUGACUAAUAAUGAUCUACUUAUGCAGACGCAAGCCGAUCUUUGUGGAAAACCAGUUGUUAGACCAUUGAUGUGCGAAACAACAGCUUUGGGUUGUGCGAUGGCUGCAGGAAUGGCAGCUGGCAUCAAUGUUUGGGAGAUGCAGAGCAAUGCUGUUCCUCAUGAUAUAUUUUAUCCAAAUAUCACUGAUGAUCAUCGCGAUAUGAGAUAUUCCCGGUGGAAAAUGGCUGUGCAGAGAAGUUUAGGUUGGGAACCAGAAGAAAAAAAGAAAAUAAAAUGGGAUCGUAAGCAAAAAAUGAAGGCUUCAAUACCAGCUAGUUUAUUCAUUUUAUCAACAUUUAUCAUAUUGACUUUAGCUAGUCUGAAAAGCCAGUCAUAGAUUUUAAUUU